Molecule: messenger RNA, 603 nt
Organism: Cynocephalus volans (Philippine flying lemur)
Lineage: Eukaryota; Metazoa; Chordata; Mammalia; Dermoptera; Cynocephalidae
Gene: VSTM5
Product: V-set and transmembrane domain containing 5
Exons: 4
Coding region: 1-603 (200 amino acids)
Source: RefSeq, a predicted model, not a curated record
AUGAGGCCUCUGCCGAGCCGGGGGAGGAAGACCCGAGGCAUCUCCCUGGGACUCUUCGCCCUGUGCGUGGCCGCAGCCCGCUGUCUGCAGAGUCAGGGCGUGUCACUGUACAUCCCGCAGUCCACCAUCAAUGCCACCGUGGAAGAAGACAUCCUGCUCUCGGUUGAGUAUUCCUGCCUCGGGGUGCCCACCAUCGAAUGGACAUAUACGUCCAACUGGGGAGUGCAGAAGAUCGUGGAGUGGACACCAGGGGCUCAGGCCAACAUCUCGCAGAGCCACAGGGACAGAGUCUGCACCUUCGACAAUGGCUCCCUCCAGCUCUUCAGCGUGGGCGUGAGGGACUCCGGCUACUACGUCAUCACCGUCACGGAGCGCCUGGGGAGCAGUCAGUUUGGCACCAUCGUGCUGCACGUGUCUGAGAUCCUGUAUGAAGACCUGCACUUUGUCGCUGUCUUCCUUGCUUUUCUCGCUGCUGUGGCCGCAGUGUUAAUCAGCCUCAUGUGGGUUUGUAAUAAGUGUGCGUACAAAUUCCAGAGGAAAAGAAGACACAAACUCAAAGAAAGCACAACUGUGGAGAUUGAGCUGCAGGAUGUUGAGUGUUAG